GUAUAUAUCUAUAUCAACGACAUUAUUAUCGCUAGUAAAAAUAUAGAGGAGUACCUUAAGUACAUUAAAAUAGUUCUUAAUAUCUUCAACAAGGUAUAUAUUUAUAUUUCAAUAGAAAAAUCCUUUAUAGCCUACUCGUUAAUAAGAUUUCUUAGCUAUAUAGUCAAUAGCAAAAGAGUAGCUAAGAUAGACGAUAGGAUUGCUAUAUUUAAGAAACUCAAGUUCCCUAAUAUCUUUAAGACCUUAGAACAGUACCUUAGUAUAGCCGAAUAG
This is a messenger RNA of Thermothielavioides terrestris NRRL 8126, 273 nucleotides long. RefSeq lists its product as uncharacterized. The annotation marks the transcript as partial. The record is from RefSeq and is a predicted model, not a curated record. NCBI's taxonomy places the organism in Eukaryota, Fungi, Ascomycota, Sordariomycetes, Sordariales, Chaetomiaceae. The transcript has a single exon.